UGGACCAGGUGGAGCUGACCAUGGAGAACAAGCGUAACAUCCAGAUCAUCGAGUGGGAGGACCUGGACAAGCGCAAGUUCUACAUCUUUGGUGUGCUGAUGACCAUGGGCAUCCGCCUGAGCAUUUACCCCUUCACCCUCAUCCGCACCCGCCUGCAGGUCCAGAAGGGCAAGCGCCUGUACACGGGAACCUUCGACGCCUUCGCCAAAAUCCUGCAGGCAGAAGGAAUAUCGGGCCUGUACCGUGGCUUCCUGGUCAACACCUUCACCCUCAUCUCUGGCCAGUGCUACGUCACCACCUACGAGCUGACCCGCAAGUACGUGGCGCAGUACAACAACAGCAACGUGAUCAAGUCGGUGAUCGCGGGCGGUUCGGCCUCGCUGGUGGCACAGAGCAUCACGGUCCCCAUCGACAUCAUCUCGCAGCACCUGAUGGUCCAGGGCCAGGCCAUGGGGCGCUUCCAGCUACCGGACAGGGGGGGGGCUGCCCCCGCCCGGCGGCUUUUCAUGGGCCACACCAAGGAUGUGAUGCUGCAGAUAUUCCGGCUGGAUGGACUGAGGGGCUUUUACCGGGGCUACGCGGCUUCGCUGAUGACCUACAUUCCCAACAGCGCACUGUGGUGGCCGUUCUACCAUCUGUAUGCAGAGCAGCUCUCCCACGUGACACCAAGCGUCUGCCCUCAUCUUGUUGUUCAGGCCAUGGCUGGACCCCUGGCUGCUGCGACCGCCUCCACCCUCACCAACCCGAUGGACGUUAUCCGCGCCCGUGUUCAGGUGGAGGGACGAUGUUCGAUGAUCCAAACCUUUAAGCAGCUGAUGGCCGAGGAGGGCGGCUGGGGAUUGACCAAGGGGCUGUCGGCUCGCAUCCUGUCCUCCACCCCCUCUGCCGUCUGCAUCGUGGUGGGCUACGAGACCCUGAAAAAGCUCAGCCUCCGACCCGAGCUGGUGGACUCCCGGCACUGGUAGCCCACGCGGGCCGAGUGGCUGCCAGUCAGCCUUACAUCACGGAACCGGGGGAGCGCCCCUGUCCAAUAUCGGACCAAAAUCAAAGACCACCCCUCACAUUCAUUUCCUUGUAGGCAUUCGCUGUAGAUACAGUGGGAUCAAUGAAAAGCUCCACGCAGACUGACAAACAAACGGUGUGCAAAAGGCAACCGGCAUUGUUUUUAAAGUGAUAAUAAUAUUGAGACGGAGUGUGAGGUGAUUUCCAUCUUCAUGAGCAUGCUCCAAGACUCCUUAGACAGCGCCGUCCAAACCCAUCACCUGGAGCAGCAAAAGCAUUGGCACAGAAUGGGGAGAGGCCCUUUGCCAAUCUAACUCUCCCACAAGUUGAGACAGUGCUGAAGAAGGCGCGUGGCAUUUUGCCUUGAGUGGAAGGUACUUCAAAGCUUCAGAAAAAUCUGGUCAGGCCACCUGUGAAGGGCUGAAAAAUUAACUAUUUGUCACACUGCAUCAAACUGUACAGUGAAACUCAUCGUUUGCAUCAAUGACCAACACGGUCCCUGGAUGUGCUGCGGGGAGUCCGUGAGUGUCACCAACUCACUAGCCCGUGUAUGGUAUGUGGACGGAACCCACGGGGCUACAGGGAGAGCGUGUGACAGUGACGGGGACUGAUCCUGGGUCGUUGUCACUAACCAUACCACUCCAUCUGGAGUACUGUGUGCAGUUUUGGUCACCCCCAGAGGGCCUGUGUUCUAAUGCCCGCCACCCACACAUAGUCCUAACCAGCCACUCUCCCCAUUCGCGAGCCUCACAAAGUGUCUGAAACGCUGCUGAAUUCCAAGCCACACGCCAUCCUGACUGGAAAAUAUAUUGCCAUUCCGUCGUUGUGGCUGAAUCACCCCCUCCCCAACAGCAAUGUGGGUCUGCCCACCUUUCAAAGACUGCAGUGGCUCAAGAAGGCAUCCCACUGGCUCAGCCUGAAUUCAUUCAAGAUCGGUGAUAGUUGGGAUGUGACGAGUUGAAGGAACAGGCUCUCCGCCAUACAAUGCACAUGAGGCAGUGCUUGAGCUCAGCGCCAUUUUCCAGUCUAUUGCUCCUUAUCAACAUGCAUCUGAACACGCAGGACGAGUCCACUUCAUUCUAUCAGAUGACUGUUAACCUCAAUCACACAUUUCCCUCCUCUUGGCCCCUCCCCGGUGAUCUUUCUUACCCCCCCCCCUCCCCAGAGAAUCCACUUCUCUUUACCUUAAACAUUCUAGAUACGGAAGGGAAGAAGCUGUUGCUGAAUCGUUGAAAAUGGGUCUUCCAGCUCCUGAACCUCCUCCCUGGUGGUAGUUCUGAGAGGGGUAAAUCACUGAUGGUGAGGACGCUGCCCUCUUGACUCACUGGCUUUUGAAGAUAAUGGGGAGGGUUGUGCCCCUGAUGGAGCUGACUGGGUCUACACCCUCUGCAGCCCUUUGUGAUCCGGAGCAUUGGAGCCUCCACACUACAUCUGUAGGAAUUUGCUAGCCUUUGGUGACGUACCAAAUCUCAACCUUCUAAUAAAGUGUAGCUGCCAGCAUGCAUGCUUCAUGAUUGCAUCAAUGUGUUAAACAGUGAGGAAACACCUUCCCCUUGGGAUCUUACACACUUCAAUCCUGCCCCCUCCCUACUCCUAGAAACCCCAGCGAACACAAACCUUGCCUGCCCAACCUUUCCUCAUGGGACAGUCCACCCAUUCCAGGAAUCAGUCCAGUGAACCUUCUCUGAACCUCUACCAAGCUAAUCUUUAAUCUUAAUGUCAGACUUAGGAGCCAGGGGAAUGCGGAAUGCCCUCAUUCUGGGAUGAUGGGUUGUUGAUUGGAACCUUAAACCGGCUUUGGAAUUGGUUUAUUAUUAUCACAUUCCAGUGAAAAAUUUGGUCUGCACACUGUUCCUACAGAUCAGGAGGAUGUGCUGGGCAGUCCGCAAGUGUUGCCAGGCCUCUGCACGUCCACAAAUCAUCCUCCCUAACCCAUGAAUGUGGGAGGAAGGCCAAGGUCACAGGGAGAAGGUACAAUCUCACAGGCAGUGGAGAAUAUCAAACCCUGACUGCUGUCACGCUACACUAUUGUGCAUCUUUUAACAGGUAAAACGAUAACAAUGAAGAAUAAAGUGUAACAGAGAAAGUAGGGAAAUGAUAAGGUGGA
Messenger RNA from Hypanus sabinus (Atlantic stingray), 3109 nucleotides. Its product is annotated as solute carrier family 25 member 44-like. The transcript has 4 exons. Gene Ontology annotation, biological process: branched-chain amino acid catabolic process. The record is from RefSeq and is a predicted model, not a curated record. Gene Ontology annotation, cellular component: mitochondrion. Gene Ontology annotation, molecular function: branched-chain amino acid transmembrane transporter activity. Lineage: Eukaryota; Metazoa; Chordata; Chondrichthyes; Myliobatiformes; Dasyatidae. The coding region runs from base 21 to 965 and encodes 314 amino acids.